Molecule: messenger RNA, 471 nt
Organism: Gossypium raimondii (Peruvian cotton)
Lineage: Eukaryota; Viridiplantae; Streptophyta; Magnoliopsida; Malvales; Malvaceae
Exons: 1
Coding region: 1-471 (156 amino acids)
Molecular function (GO): RNA-DNA hybrid ribonuclease activity; nucleic acid binding
Source: RefSeq, a predicted model, not a curated record
AUGGCAGAAUAUGAAGCGUGCAUCAUGGGUAUUCGCGCGGCUAUAGAGCUUGAAAUCAAAGUGCUAGAGGUAUAUGGAGAUUUUGCAUUGGUAAUAUACCAACUCAAAGGUGAAUGGGAAACGAGAGAUCUCAAAUUAAUCAGUUAUCGAAAGCUGGUUCUCGAAUUGAUUGAAGAGUUUGAUGACAUUACUUUCUGCUAUCUUCUACAGGAUGAAAACCAAAUGGCUGACGCGUUGGCUACUCUAGCCUCCAUGAUUAAAGUAAACAGACAAGAGGACAUGAAACCUAUCUGGAUGAGCAUCUAUGAAACCCCAGCUCAUUGUUGCAAUAUCAAGGAAGGGGAAAAGGAUGACAGCCAUUGGUAUCAAGAUAUAUUACGAUAUGUGAAGAAUCGUGAAUAUCCUGACCAGGCAGCUGAGAAUGAUAAGAGGACUCUAAGAAGACUAGCCAUUGAUUAUCUCUUAGAUUGA